GUACACUUCGCAGUAGACCUACAGACAGAGUCAAACCAAUUCAUGUGUAAUUGAUCCACUUAGGGAGUUAGGAUCGCCAAUCAAGUAGUCUUCACUUUAAACCGACCCAAUAUAUUCCAUUACACAUCAUGUAUUUCUGUCAUUCCACGGAACAGGACAAGAAGAAGGGUAAAAGUACAGGUAUGCGGAAGUCGAAGGUGUUCUUCCGGACUGUGCUUCUUGUGGCCGGCACUUUAUGCGUCCUCUACAUGCUCAACUCGGACACUCUAAAGUUUCGGAGGGCUCCAUCGAUGCUGAUCAAAACGGUGACCGCGGAAGAGCGCCUGGUGCAAUACGGCGCGGGUGAAGUUGCCUUUAUUGACAAAUACAGGCACGGCCUGGGGCCGAAACGGUUAGCAAGCGAAGGACCGACCCGAGGAUAUUUCGACACGACCGUGAAAGAGAUGGUAGAUUGGGGUGAAAUAACGAAUCCAACACCAACCCCAACUCUAGGUAGAAGCAUACUCGUACAAAAAUCGACAACAACUGAACCUGCGGAGAUCACACUAACAUCACCAGCUCCACAUCUCCCUGUGGUUUAUUUUGAUGCCGAUAUAAAGCGCUCAGGUGGGUUUAAGUAUGGCUUAGGAGGGAAUAUCACUAGGAUCCCGCGGAUUAUCCAUCAGACAUGGAAGACGCAUGAUGUUCCGAAACAGUUCACAGAUUUCGCCAAAACCUGGGUACAGCACAACCCCGGUUGGGAAUAUUGGUUCUGGUCUGAUGCCGAGGCCGAGAGGUUCAUAAAAUUCAAAUAUCCUCAAUAUUACGAUAUGUAUAGAAAUUAUCCGCAAAAUAUUCAAAGGGCGGAUGCGAUGCGGUACUUUGUUCUUUACGAAUUCGGUGGAUGGUACGCAGAUUUGGAUGUGGAGGAUCUCAAACCUUUGGACGAUUUAGGUAAACAGCACAACUGCAUCAUAUCGCAGGAACCCUGGGGACAUGUUUUGUUUAUUUGGCACCGGACUCGUCUGGCUUGUAAUGCGCUAAUGGCGGCGAGACCGAAGCACCCCUAUUUCAAAUAUGUCGUAGAACAGUUGCCGAAAAAUGCUCGUAAAAACAAGAAUGACCCAAUGACGACAACAGGGCCUAAGAUGAUUGACGACACGCUGUAUGAGUAUGAAAAAAAUAUGAAACAGAACAACACUUUCAUACAAAACGAAACCGUGUACCUCGCUAACCCGGACUACUUUUUGCCGAUACUUUCUGGUAACGGGUUACCGGAUGUUAAAAGAGCAUGCGCGCAUUUACCAAACACUACCUCAGAGCUCAAGAAAUUUGUUUGUGCCAGGUAUGAAAAGGAAAAGUGGUCAAAUAAACCUCUACCCGAGUCCUAUACAAAUCAUGUGUGGAUACACACAUAUUACCACGCAGACAUUGGUAAGAAAACAAAUACGUCUAUUUUUGAGUUGGUGCCUGGGACAGUUAAUGUUACAAAUGUUUUGAUUAAUAUGGAGAACAAGUACAAAAAACAAGUACCAGAAUCGAUAACGUCUCAACCUGCGUGGUCAACACCACCAUCAACAGCGCCACGUCUCCCUGUGGUUUAUUUUGACGCCGACAUAAAGCGCUCAGGUGGGUUAAAGAAUGACUUGGGAGGGAAAAACGCUAGGAUCCCGCGGAUUAUCCAUCAGACGUGGAAGACGCAUGAUGUUCCAAAACAGUUCACAGAGUACGCCAAAACCUGGGUACAGCACAACCCCGGUUGGGAAUAUUGGUUCUGGUCUGAUGCCGAGGCCGAGAGGUUCAUAAAAUUCAAAUAUCCUCAAUAUUACGAUAUGUAUAGAAAUUAUCCGCAAAAUAUUCAUAGAGCGGAUGCGAUGCGAUAUUUCAUUCUUUACGAAUUCGGUGGAUGGUACGCAGAUUUGGAUGUGGAGGAUCUCAAACCUUUGGACGAUUUAGGUAAACAGCACAACUGCAUCAUAUCGCAGGAACCCUGGGGACACGUUUUGUUUAUUUGGCACCGGACUCGUCUGGCUUGUAAUGCGCUAAUGGCGGCGAGACCGAAGCACCCCUAUUUCAAAUAUGUCGUAGAACAGUUGCCAAAGAACGCACCUAAAAAGAAGGAUGGUCCAAUGGCGACAACAGGGCCUAUAAUGAUUGACCGCACACUGUACGAGUAUGAAGAAAUUAUGAAACAAAACAACACUUUUAAACAAAACGAAACCGUGUAUCUCGCGAACCCGGACUACUUUCUGCCGAAACUUUCGGGCAACGGGUUACCAGAUGUUAAAAAAGCAUGCGCGCGUUUGCCAAACACAACCUCAGAGCUCAAGAAGUCUGUUUGUGCCAGGUAUGAGAUGGAAAACUGGUCAAAUAAACCUCUACCCGAGUCUUAUACAAAUCAUGUGUGGAUACACACAUAUUACCACGCAGACAUUGGUAAGAAAACAAAUACGUCUAUUUUUGAGUUGGUGCCCGGGACAGUUAAUGUUACAAAUGUUUUGAUUAAUCUGGAGAAAGAGGCAACGACCACGUGAUUUCUAUUUUAUUGAUUGACGUAUAGGAGGAGACACUAGUUCCACGCCAUUAUGAGAGAUACACUUAAGCUUCGGGGGGGGGGGCUGGACCCUCCGGCCAGAGAUCCAACUUUCAAGGCUGGUUUAUACAUUGAAUUGACUUUGAUCAAGGCGUGAGGCGGAAGAUCGAUCAAUGGGACAGGUGUUCACGUUUGCAUUUCGGGGGAUUUACGAAAACUCCCUACUUAUGCUAAGCCCUCGAAACGCCGACGAGGACGCGGCGAUGUCAUACAUUGUUCGGCGUUUUUAUUGUGUUUUAAUAGGCCAAACAAAAAGAAAUCAAAAAAUAUCAAAGAUUUUUCAUUGUGCAAUAACGGUGAUGGGAUGUUACGGGUUAAAUCCUUUCACAGUGCUACGACAUGUACAUGUAGGUUUAAUACUCACCAUUCUAUGAUUUAAUUGUAUGCACUUGGAAUUGAACUAAACAAAUUGACUAUUUAACCAGCACGGCUGUGCAUUCUCUACGUGAACAUAUCGACUCGAAAGUUUAUACAUGUCCUUCCGGGCUUUCAACGAAGCAAUUAAAAAUGCAUAAUGUGUAUUCAUCUUGCUAUUGGUUCAU
This is a messenger RNA of Lineus longissimus, 3114 nucleotides long. RefSeq lists its product as uncharacterized. Lineage: Eukaryota; Metazoa; Nemertea; Pilidiophora; Heteronemertea; Lineidae. Gene Ontology annotation, molecular function: mannosyltransferase activity. Bases 129 to 2513 code for a protein of 794 amino acids. The record is from RefSeq and is a predicted model, not a curated record. The transcript has 2 exons. Gene Ontology annotation, biological process: mannosyl-inositol phosphorylceramide biosynthetic process.